CGAUGCCAGGCAGCAUCCGUAUCGGCGAGCUGCAGAACAAGAACUUCGAUGUGGUAAUCGUUGGUGGAGGCACUUCUGGUUUGACUUUGGCCGCCAAGCUGAGCGAAGACCCUGAUAUCCAUGUUCUCGUACUGGACGCAGGAGAUGUCAGCGAGAAUGAUCCGAAGAUACUUCUCCCUGCGCAGUAUGGUGUCCAUUUCGGACAAGAAGCAUAUGAUUGGAGCUUUCAAACUACGCCCCAGAAGUUCAGUAACGGUGCGCAGAUUCUAUGGAGCAGGGGCAAGGUUUUGGGCGGGAGCUCGGCCACCAACUUCUUCAUCUGGACGAAACCUCCUGCUGAUGAUAUCGAUGACUGGGAGCGGUUAGGUAACCCAGGUUGGAACUGGAAGAAUCUCCAGAAACAUAUGCACGAGCUAGAAGGGUAUCAAAUGCCAUCCGCGAAGUCUGCCGCAGCGCAUGGUCUCAACUUUGAUGACUGGCACAUUGGCAAGAAUGGCCCCAUCAAGCUCAUGCAUUCUGCGAAUAUGGCAAAAUCGCAAUUGAGCGCAUAUGAAAGUUGUCUCAAGUUGGGCAUCCCGAAAGCUCCUGCUCCGAUGGACGGUGAUCCCACAGGCUUUUACUUCUGUCCGCUUUCAUUUGACCCUGAGACGUACCAGCGAAGCUAUGCAACAACUGCAUUUUACUUUCCAAACAAAGAACGCCCAAACUUCUCUGUCCUCACCGGGGCGCAUGUUACGAAGCUCGUCACUAAAUCGAUAGAUGGCACGUUGAGAGCAGAAGGUGUCGAGUUCAUCCACGGAGGCAAACAACACGUGGUUAAAGUUGGUCAGGAAGUUGUCCUGUGUGCAGGUGCACCUAAGUCUCCUCAGCUACUUGAGCUAUCGGGAAUUGGUCAUAAAGAAGUGCUAAAAUCCAUCGGAGUACCAGUGAAACUCGAACUGCCUGGUGUAGGAGAGAACGCACAGGAGCAUAUGCACUGUGAGGUGUCAUUCGAACUACGCGAUGGCGUGGAUGAUAUCAGCUUGGACGUCUUACGAGGAGCCGGUCCCGGCGUUCUUGAAGAACAAAUGAAACUGUUUGAGACGCGCGAUGGUCCAUUCACCGUAGGCGUCGGAAGCCUCUUCUUCGUGCCCUUAGAACACUUCUCAGAUCGUGCCGAGGAAAUCUACGCUGCUGCACGGAAGCAGAUCGCUGCAGAAUGGGGCGCCUAUCCUGAGGGACUCCGUGAUCAGUUUAACAUCCAAAUGGAGCGGUUUGAGAAACGCAGCUUGCUCGGAGAGCUGUCUUUUAUACCAGGCUUUCUAGACGGACCAAAUCCACCUAUGCCAGGAAAGAAGUACUUCACGGUUGCAUGCCUACUGAACCAUAACUUCUCAAGAGGGACGGUCCAUUCGACGUCGUCAGAUCCGACGAAGGAUCCCGAUUUCGAUCCCCACGCUUUUGAGCAUGACAUUGACCUGCAGACUCUGGUCGAGCUCAUCAAGUUUGCUCGCAAAGUAUGCAGCACCCCACCGUUAUCCGAUAUGCUGGGUCCUGAGACAAACCCUGGCGUAGAAGUAGAAACAGACACUCAGUUGGAAGAAUGGAUUAAGGGAAAUCUUAGUGCAACCUUCCACACCGUAGGGACGUUAUCGAUGCUUCCGCGGGAGAAAGGGGGUGUCGUCGAUACACAGCUGAGGGUGUACGGGACCUCCAAUAUCCGAGUGGCGGACUUGUCUGUUGCCCCACUACAUGUGGCUGCCCAUACACAAUGUGUAGCCUACGGCAUCGGCGCUCAAGCUGCUGAGGUCAUCAAGGGAUCUCUUGGACCGGCUAUGUAGCUAUACAAGCGCAAUCAACGUGUCAUAGUAGGCUUGGACCAGCCGCUCUACCGGUGCUAACGAUGUCAUCGGAGAGUAAAUUCGAUACCAUGUUUAACGGUGUUAAUACGUGCAUUGUCUCGUCUAAAGCGUAGUCACAAUUCGCUCUUUCACAUUCAAAGAGAAUGACGGUCAAAAAAGUCAAAAUGAUCGCACCUUACUGCUUCGCCAUCAUAAACCAUCAAAUGCUCCUGCGAAUUUUUGGUCAUUGCGAUGUCGGAACAACGGCGACGGACGUUAUUAUUCGCUGUGACUGGCCGCUUAUGCGCUACCUGACAUGUUCCUCGGAAGUGCACAAGCACAGCACCUCCCGUAUCAUUGGCAGGAACUCAAUGCCCGAU
Molecule: messenger RNA, 2200 nt
Organism: Coniophora puteana RWD-64-598 SS2
Lineage: Eukaryota; Fungi; Basidiomycota; Agaricomycetes; Boletales; Coniophoraceae
Product: alcohol oxidase
Exons: 26
Molecular function (GO): oxidoreductase activity, acting on CH-OH group of donors; flavin adenine dinucleotide binding
Source: RefSeq, a predicted model, not a curated record